This is a messenger RNA of Entelurus aequoreus (snake pipefish), 1268 nucleotides long. Its product is annotated as myoblast determination protein 1 homolog. The record is from RefSeq and is a predicted model, not a curated record. Lineage: Eukaryota; Metazoa; Chordata; Actinopteri; Syngnathiformes; Syngnathidae. Gene Ontology annotation, biological process: muscle organ development; positive regulation of myoblast differentiation; regulation of transcription by RNA polymerase II. Gene Ontology annotation, molecular function: protein dimerization activity; RNA polymerase II cis-regulatory region sequence-specific DNA binding; DNA-binding transcription factor activity, RNA polymerase II-specific.
AUGUUGAAUAUUUUCAGCAGUGACAUGCACUUCUUCGACGACCUGGACCCGCGUCUGGGACUCCACGCGGGCCUGCUCAAGCCGGACGGGUCGUCGUCCGCCUCGUCGUCGCCCUCCCCGUCCUCGUCGUCGUCCUCGUCCCGCCACCAGAACCGGGCGGACGAGGACGAGCACGUACGCGCCCCCAGCGGCCACCACCAGGCGGGCCGCUGCCUGCUGUGGGCCUGCAAGGCCUGCAAGAGGAAGACCACCAACGCGGACCGCAGGAAGGCCGCCACGCUGCGGGAGCGCCGCAGACGCAAGGUCAACGACGCCUUCGAGACCCUGAAGCGGUGCACGUCCGCCAACCCCAACCAGAGGCUGCCCAAGGUGGAGAUCCUGCGCAACGCCAUCAGCUACAUCGAGUCCCUGCAGGCGCUGCUGCGGGGCGGACACGACGACCAGUACUACCCGGUCAUGGAGCACUACAGCGGGGACUCGGACGCCUCCAGCCCCCGCUCCAACUGCUCGGACGGCAUGACAGACUUUAACGGAGCGGGCUGUGCGUCCAACAGGAGGACGACUUCUUUUUUUAACAACACACCCAGCGGCGGCGUGAAGGCGGAGCGCGGCUCGGUGGUCUCCAGCCUGGACUGUCUGUCCAGCAUCGUGGAGCGCAUCUCUACAGACGCCGGCGGCCCGGCAGCACCGGGGUCGCCGCCGGCCGAGACCCAGGCGGCGGCCGAGGCCUCCACCCCCGAGCCCGCCGCUCAGGUGCCGUCCUCGACGGGCACGCACGACCCCAACCUCAUCUACCAAGUCCUAUAGACCGCCCCUCAACCAAGUCCCUACUUCCUCUUCCUGUUUGUGGCAGACAUAUUUAACCUGUUUUCUUUUGUUGCUGCUAAUAAUCAAGGAAGAAAACUGGCUUUUUUUCAGCCAAUAACUUCUCCUGUUGGACGAGCUUCAAGGCGCCUGAUUCAUGUUUAGGCUGAACAUUAAUUAACUGAACAUGUUUAAAUUUCAUAUUUAAGCUGAAUAUUAACUCACUGAACAUUUUUAAGUUUCAUAUUUAAGAUUAAUAUUAAUUACCUGAACAUGUUUAAGUUUCAUAUUCAAGCUGAAUAUUAAUGAAUUGAACAUGUUUAAUUUUCACAUUUCAGCUGAAUAUUAACUUACUGGACAUGUUUAAGUUUCAUAUUUAAGCUGAGUAUUAAUUGACUAAACAUGUUUAAGUUUCUUAUUUAUUGACUGAACAUGUUUAAGUUUCAUAUUUAAGCUGAAUAUUA